Penicillium manginii is the source of this 1728-nucleotide messenger RNA. RefSeq lists its product as uncharacterized. Gene Ontology annotation, molecular function: zinc ion binding; DNA-binding transcription factor activity, RNA polymerase II-specific. Gene Ontology annotation, biological process: regulation of DNA-templated transcription. The coding region runs from base 1 to 1728 and encodes 575 amino acids. The transcript has 2 exons. The record is from RefSeq and is a predicted model, not a curated record. Lineage: Eukaryota; Fungi; Ascomycota; Eurotiomycetes; Eurotiales; Aspergillaceae.
AUGCAACCACUCGUGCUUCACCCCCCGAGCCUCACGACCGCCCAAUUUGGACAACCCCGGUUCGACUCGGGCCCUGAGCGGCUGUUGAAUCGACCCUGGACUAUCAAUGCUCGAGGGUGUAGCCCCCGGGCUCCUCUCCCCCGUCAAUCGAUGUCUGGCUCUCCUCAUACCGACGAGCCAUCGGUGACAUCUGGAGAGCCCAAUCCUGUGGUAUAUCCCGCAGUAACUUCACCACAAACAACGACCACAGAUUCUCCCAUCCCUGCCAUUUCCGCGCCAUCACUGCCGCCGGCGGUAGUGAAUGACUCUUUAUUAUCAUCUAUCCCUCCCAGGUAUGGUGAUCAAGCUCCUCCAGCAUUUACUGGGUCUCCGGUCCAACAUCAACAUCAACAUCAACUUGAACAUCAUCAUCAAAUUGAACAUCAUCAUCACCACCACCAUCGACAUCAACAACAACUUCAGCAUCACCACUCUGGAGCACCAUCCUACCCAUUGUCAACAUUAGAAUCUCCAGUGACCGGAUCCUCAAACCGUUCAUUAGCACAGAAAUCGACUCGACGCACCAAGGCCCAUGUAGCUUCAGCAUGUGUGAAUUGUAAGAAAAAGCACCUUGGAUGUGAUCCGGCAAGGCCCUGUCGACGAUGUGUUCUAGCUGGAAAAGCUGUAAUUGCGAAACUGACGUCGAACAAGUCUUCCUGUGUGGACGUUACACACAAGAAGAGGGGGCGGCCACCAUUGAAAGCUGAGGAUUCUUCUCUUCGAUCUUAUACAACACACAUGGAAAGUCCCAACGUUUCAAUUGAAGCUCAAUCAUCCUCCAUGGCCGCCCAACGAACCAUCUUGCACCGAGCCACCUCGUCCCGAGAACUUCGACCGAUGACUGACCUCCAGGCGAUGGGCGAACCCUCUCCGACAGCAGCAACCAUGCGGAUGCCACGGAAUCAGCCUCAUAGAUGGUCUGCAUCUGUAUUUCCCUUGACUCGUCCGAUGGAUCCGUCUCCGACAAUGCCAGUCAAUGCGGGUCGACGACCAUUUUCAUCCUCGGGGCCGGCCUCUUACGCACCAGUACAACCGCAUCCGCCACCUGCAUUUAUCCCGAUUACGAGUGGAUUUAACCCAGUACUGAAUACGCCAGUUGUUCCUCCUGGAAUGGAUAGAAGAUACCCUCCAUAUGUGGGCCCGGCUUUGCCACCGCCAACAUCGCCUCAGCAACACCAACCAGCGGGGACUCCAUAUCUACCAUAUACAGAGUCGCCAGCAAGCACCGUCCAUCAACCGAUGAGCGAUCCUCGUAUGCCCCCAGGUCCUCGUGAGCCCUACCUCGAAUCCCCUGUUCGGCUACCUCCAAUCCACCAAGCAACCGCCAGCCCGGUCUCCCACCACGCCCACCGGCUCAGUGAUCCAUAUCCAGCAACUUGGAUGAACUCAAGCUCCAGUCGUGAAGAAAAUCGUGAACCGCGAUCACCGAUUACGCUGCAGAGACCGGCGGGGUCGCUCUUUUCGCACACGACACCACGCCAGCACCAGCGAUCUAUCUCCUCAACCGGUCCUCUCGACCCUAUUCCUCGACACCUGGGACCUAUCGACCUACCUUCCCCUGUUCAUCUUGGUCACUCGCCUCCCAUACCAGCACAACAGCACGCACCAUCCGGCACCGAGGCCGAGGCUGGCGAAUCAAGACCCAUCAAACGGCGAAGAAUGGCUCUAGACGAUAUGGUGAACGGCUAG